Ruditapes philippinarum (Manila clam) is the source of this 1553-nucleotide messenger RNA. RefSeq lists its product as uncharacterized. The record is from RefSeq and is a predicted model, not a curated record. Lineage: Eukaryota; Metazoa; Mollusca; Bivalvia; Venerida; Veneridae. The coding region runs from base 127 to 1392 and encodes 421 amino acids. The transcript is spliced from 6 exons.
GGAUAUUUUUAUACAUCGCAUCAAAGAUGGCUGCGCCCAUGUCAAAGACAACUGCGGCGUUUUACGGGUUCAAUUUUAGUGCUUCUUUGAUAAUGCGUUGAAAUAACACUUAAUUCUAAAAACUAAAUGAUAAAAAUGAAAUAUUUUCCAGACGUCAUUGGUUCAAAUCUUGUUAAACACAUGUUUUCAUUCUAUGUAAAAUGUCCAUUAAUUCGGACAGCUGGCAUUCGGACAGUCACUUGUUUAAAAUCUUCUCGACGAGCAGGAUGCAAACAAGUGCGCGUCAGACAUGUUUCUGCCAUUGGAUCCAAAUUAUCAAUGAACAGUUUAUUAAACGUUUUUAAUUCAAUACAUUGUAAAAAAGUAGUAACUGGGAAGCGAACUUUCUUUACAAGUGCUUGCUGUAGUCAGAAGACUGAACUAGAGGAUCUGUUUCCUCUACGGUUUAUGUUUAUCAGAACUAAUGUUUCAUUUUGGGAAGAAUAUCCUGAAGGAAUAAACUUUGAUGUUGGAUAUGUUGAUACAAAGCUAAAUAAAACGACAAAAUCUUCUAAUAGUAAUAGAAAUCCGGUCAUUGUUGCCUUACCAAGCAGUGUCGGAACACAUAUGGAAUUAACGGAGACUCUUAUGACAUUUGCCAAGUUAGGAUACAGGGUUGUAAUUCCAAAUCUUCCAGUGACAAAAUAUUGUCGUGGAAAGAAACAAGAAGAUGAAGCAGUUUGUCAGUUAAGUGUCCAGGAGAAGGCAGAUUUUGUCAAAGAUUUUCUCAGAGAAUUAGGAAUAGAAAAAGUAGAUAUGCUCAUUACAAAUGGAUGUAGUGUGUACACUGGUGUCAGUUUAUGUGUGUUUCAUACAUCGAUGUUUAAGUCACUAGUGAUGAUUAACCCAACUGGGUUAGAGCCAACAAAAUCAAUGCUACCAUUAUGGGUACACAAGAGGUACACAUCAGUGUUUGAUAACAGGUUUAUACUACAAGGGUUGCUCAAGUCCAUUGUUGGGGUCUGUAAGAAAUUUACCAAGAAGUCUCACUGGGAUACACUGAAUGUGUCGACAUAUUCUAGAACUGUUUCCAUUCUUUCAUUCAAAGAUGAAAAAACAUGCGCAGGGUAUUUUAAAGCUCGUAGUAUACCCAGAUUUGCCAUAUUUGGAGAAAAUACUAACUCUUUUGAUGUGAAAUCAACAAUGGACUAUCUCUCACUUAUUGAUAUACCAAAAUCUGCUAUAAAAGAAAUUGAUGAACAGAAUAAAAUCAAAAAAGAAGACACAGAAUAUAAUGGCAACUAUGGAUUAUAUAUUCAAGGUGACGGAAGUGAAGAUAUUCUGAAUAAAAGAACUGUAUUACUAAGGAAAGAACUUAUAAAUAUAUUAAAAUUAGUUCAGCCAGAUCUUUAAUGAAGUUUGCUAAAAAAAAAUUAAGGACUAGAAAUUUAAAUUAUUUGUUUGAAUUCAGAAAGUAACUGUGGAAUGUUUUUUUGUGUGUGAGCAGGUUCUAGUGAUAAAAUUUCAUAUGCAUCAAACAUGUUUAUAAUAAUAUACAUCUUUUUCAUUUGUUA